Scleropages formosus (Asian bonytongue) is the source of this 3692-nucleotide messenger RNA. RefSeq names its product non-SMC condensin I complex, subunit G (gene ncapg). The transcript has 22 exons. The coding region runs from base 88 to 3099 and encodes 1003 amino acids. Gene Ontology annotation, biological process: mitotic chromosome condensation. The record is from RefSeq and is a predicted model, not a curated record. Lineage: Eukaryota; Metazoa; Chordata; Actinopteri; Osteoglossiformes; Osteoglossidae. Gene Ontology annotation, cellular component: cytoplasm; condensin complex; condensed chromosome.
GCGGUUACUAUGAAGACGUUGAGAAACGGGAUGGUUUGAGGCGUCGGUCUGUGGAAUAGAAACUGAGUGAGAAGGAAACGGGCAAAGAUGACAGCAGCCAAUGACCUCCAGAUUAAAGAGGCCUUUCUGAGGGCUCAGAAGGGCCACAACAACAAGGCGAAACUUGUAGCUGCUUUGAAGAACAGAUACGCGAAGCUGGAAGACAAGACUGGCUUCCACGAUGAGUUUGUUCAUUAUCUGAAGUAUGCCAUGAUCGUGUACAAGAGAGAACCUGCUGUGGAGAACGUGAUGGAAUUCCUUGCCAAGUUUGCCGCGAGUUUUGAGGUCCCCGUGGAUAAUGACGAAACUAUGCCGGGGGGUGAAGAGGAUGACGACCCCUUCCUAAAUUAUUUGUUCACUUUUCUGCUGAAGUCACACAGUGCCAACAGCCAUGCUGUGCGCUUUCGAGUCUGUCAGCUGAUCAACAAAUUGCUAGGCAGCAUGGCGGAAAAUGCCCAGAUUGAUGAUGAUUUGUUUGAUCUAAUUCACGAGACAAUGCUGAUUCGAGUGACGGACAAGUUUCCCAAUGUCAGAAUCCAGGCUGCCUUGGCUAUGGCCAGGCUGCAGGAGCCACAGAAUGAAGAGUGUCCCACUAUAAAAGCAUACAUUUCAAUUCUUGAGAAUGACUCCAACGCUGAGGUGAGAAGGGCAGUGCUGUCCUGUAUUGCUCCUUGUGCUCAGACUCUUCCCAAAAUCAUUAAACGGACCAGGGAUGUGAAGGAGAGUGUCCGAAAGCUGGCCUACCAGGUCCUUGCAGAGAAAGUGCAUGUAAGAGCAUUGACUAUUGCACAGCGUGUCAGUCUACUGCAGCAAGGGCUCAAUGACACAUCAGAGGCAGUGAAACAAAUAGUGCAGAGGAAGCUAUUGCCUGCUUGGCUGCAGCUGCUGCAAGGCGACGUGCUGGAACUGCUUCACAGGCUAGAUGUGGAGAACUGCCCCGAGGUGGCUGUGGCUGCGCUUAAUGCCAUAUUCAGUUUGUCGCUCCCAGAGGAUCUGCUGCAGGACCGCGUGAGCCUUGAUGGCAGGAAACUGAUACCCGAGGAAGACCUAACAUGUGAGAAGGUUCUGUACUGGAGAGCUCUCUGUGAAUUUAUGAAGUCAAAAGGAGAUGAAGGGGAGGAAAUGUUGGAGAAGCUUCUGCCUGAAGCAGCCAUUUUUGCAGAGUACCUUUAUGGAUACCUGAAGAGCAUUCCAGAGCUGAAUGAAAAAGCAAGGGCUGAUUUUUCUCAAGUUGAGAUGAUUAUGUCAAAGGAAUUCAUAGGUCAGCAGUUGAUUCUCUUAGUAGGUUGUCUGGACACGGCUGAAGAGGGUGGAAGGAAGAGGGUGUUGGCUGUGCUCCAGGAAAUGCUUGUGUUACCCAACACUCCCAGCUCCCUUGUGUCGCUGCUAGCAGAGAAGCUCCUUGGUAUCCUCAAGGAUGAUAAGAGGAUACAAGUUGUAGCUGAGAUAAUCUCUGAAUUGCGUGAACCCAUUGUGCCGGUCAGCAAUCCUGUUGAUGAAAAUGAAACCCGGAGGAGACAAGUCAGGCUUGCAGAGGUCAAAGUCAAGAUUUUUGAGGCCAAACAGACUCUGGAAGAAUGUAUUAUUGCUCAAGAUUUUAGCCGUGCUUCAGACCUGAAGGAUACAAUCACAGAGCUGGAAAAUCUCAAGAACCAGCUACUGAAAGAAGCAGAACAACCUGAAAUGAAAGAAGUUCGCAUGGAGAAAAAUGACCCGGAGACCUUGCUGAAAUGCCUCACCAUGUGUGCCGAACUCCUAAAGCAGAUGUCAAUUAAGAAAGGCAUUGGACCCACAAUGAAUGGGAUCCUUGAAUCCCUGAUACUGCCAGGCAUUGCCAAUGCUCAUCCAGCAGUGCGCAACAUGGCUGUGAUCUGCCUGGGCACCUGUGCACUCCACAGCAAAGACCUUGCAAGCCGUCAUCUGGUGCUUCUGCUACAGAUCGCUCAGCUGGAUGAGCCGAAGAUAAGAAUAAGUGCUCUCAGGGCUGUGAUCGAUCAGCUCUUGCUCAAUGGCCUGGAGGUGGUCAAGGAGAAGCCUCCUGGUCCCCCAGCAGAUGAUUCCGACCCAGAGAUCAGUGAAGGCCAGUCAGAGGCCAAAACCGGAGAUAAUACCAGAGAGACUGAAGAUGAGCAGGACACGAUUCAAAGCAUCCUCUUGAUGUUAUCACAAUUUCUUGAUAGUGAGAUUUCAGAGCUCAGAACUGAGACGGCUGAAGGUCUGGCUAAACUGAUGUAUUCUGGAAGGCUAUCCAGCGCAAAGUUACUGUCCCGCCUUGUCCUCCUGUGGUACAACCCAAUCACAGAGGAUGACAUCCGGCUUCGUCACUGCCUGGGAGUGUUCUUCCAGCUAUAUGCUCGUGAAAGCAGGGCGCAUCAGGAGUGCUUUGAGGAAAGUUUUCUCCCCACCUUGUGGACAUUGUUAAAUGCACCUGCCACAUCACCCCUGGCUGAAGUCGAUGUCUCAAAUGUGGCAGAGCUCUUUGUUGAACUGACAAGGCCCAGUAGUUUAAGUCAUCCCAGCAAGACUGAUAAUAUUCAAGACAUUUCGGUGCAUGACUGCUUGGCAGUCCGUCUGUGUAAUGAAAUUUUGAAGGACCCCAGUGCCCCUGAGGUACGGCUUUAUGCCAAGUGUCUGACCACUCUGGAGCUCAGCACUGAGGACAGCAUGUCCAAACAGGACCUGCUUCUGCUUCUCAAUGAGGUCCUUAAGGAUGUAAAGGACAAGAUGAGUCUGAGGACAGUGGAGAAAGUAAUUAAUCUACUAAAAGAAGGCUCUAAGGGAAAGACCAAGGAUGAUGCAUCUACAAUGCAGGCUCCCGAUGAUAACGAACAAGAUACAGAGAGCUCCGAUGAAGAAACAAAAACCAUCAAAAAGCUUAAAGGACAGAGACCUGCCUCCACUAAAACGGCACGAAGUAAAACACAGGAAUCCUCUGACAGUGAUGGAGAGAGUGUUCCAGAAACUGGCCCUGUCACGAGGGCAUCGCGUCGGGCGAAGACAGCAGCAAUGGAAAAAACCAAGAUGGAUCUAACUCUUCUUAUGAACAGCGAGGCCAACUGAUGCAAGACCCUGUCCUCCAAGUUAUUUCUUGUGCCAGAUUUGAAUGUGGCAACAUUUGACUUUAGAGAAGCUUUUUUUUUAAAAAAAAAAAAAAAACUAUGGUUUCAAAAGUUUUUAUUGUCACUAUCUUUGUUACAAGUCCACUCUCCCUUUAUUUGCAAGUUGUAUACAAAAACCAUAAUGUCAAAGAAUAAAGCAUAUUAGCACCAGGUGACUUGACCAUUUUGCAUUAUGAAGAAAAACAGCUGAAACAUUGUCAAACCCAAUAUGGAUUUUAGGACAUUGAUUCCAUGUUGCCCUACAGGAUGUUCAUUGGUGAAAGGUACCCAAACUGUAUUUUAUAUUUAAUUGCUUUCAUAGCUGCAAUGUGCUUGGAGAUCAUAGUCCUGUCCAACAGACUAACAGGGGUUUUAAAUGCUCUGCCCUACUAUUUUCAUCUGAGGUAUACAGUGAUACCGCUUUGGCAAAACUGUUCUCCGCAACCAAGCUUUUGUUCAGAACACAAACACUAUUGCAGUCUGUGUUUCAGCUCAUAUUAAACAUGUUUUCAAGCUUUUAUUAACAUGUGUCAAAACUUUUCCCAAAAAUGAAAG